UUUUUCUUAGGUGAGGAAAGAAUUUACUUAAGCUCAGACAGCAUUGAUCCCUCCGAUUUGAAUUCGAAAGAUGAUUCUGUCUUCUCCCCUGAAUUUUUGAAUAGCAUUAAAGUUUCCGGACUGCCUAAUCAUGCUCUAAGACUUAGAAUUGGUACACCGGUUAUGAUUUUAAGGAACAUAGAUCCUACAGAAGGUUUAUGUAACGGCACUAGGCUCCAGAUAACACAACUUGGAAUCCAUAUAAUCGCAGCUAAAUUCAUCACUGGCACUAGAGUUGGAGAGAAGGUCUUCUUACAUCGUCUUCUGAUUGAACCUUCAGAUGAAAGCCUUCCAUUUAAAAUGAGGCGGAGGCAGUUUCCUCUUAAAGUCGCAUUUGCAAUGACAAUUAACAAGAGCCAAGGGCAAACAUUAUGCAAUGUUGGGUUGUAUCUUCCUAAACCAGUCUUCUCUCAUGGACAAUUGUAUGUUGCUGUUUCUCGGGUCAAGUCGAGGAGGGGGUUAAAGAUUCUUAUUACCGACAAAGAUGGAAAUCAUCAACGGUCGACGAUGAAUGUUGUGUACAAGGAGGUUUUUCAAAACCUUUUCGACAAGGAAACGUGAAGUUACAAUACCUUCAAGAAUCCAGGUACCGAUUAGUUAUUUUCCUAAUACUCUUUCGGAUUGAAUAAAUAUAAAACUUAUCAAUGUGGUGAUCUAUAAUAUGCAGAAAAUAUGGUAUUGUUCUUUGGUGUUUUCUGAAGAUUGGAACUACUACGAGAAGCAUAUGUAAGUUUUUGUAUAAUUUGUGUAUAAAUAUAACUGUUCUUAUCGUGGCAAUAAUAUAGGAUUGGUUUAAUGUAUUUUCAAUAGGGAAGAACCAAUAUUACGGCAGUGACUAAGGAAGUGUGCGAGUUUAUCAUUCUAAAGUUAUCCAGCAACCUGGCGAAGCUAUUCGAAAAAGAAACGACGAAAUUACUUUUCAUUUUCUAUACUUGAACAGCAAUCUACAUGGAUUAAUUCUAUUGACAUUAUGAGAAACUCACCUAAUAAUUUUCAUGUACGUUGGAUGCAUGGUGAACUCAAGGUGUGAAGUUGCUCCUUCGCUUGACUUUAUAUCAAAACUUCCUGCUUCUUUAUUGAAGCCUGUCAUAAUAGAAUAAUUUUUUUUAAUGUUUAGCAGGGGUUGGAAAAAAAGAAAUUAUAUUCGAUGAAAGUCUUAAUAUAUCUUAGUUGGUUUUGUAAACCGAAACAAUUUUUUAACAAAUUAUCAUUUCGUGUGCUAAACAAACCAUAAAUAUUUGGAUGUACAAAAGUUAGUUGAACCCAAAUAAAUCACUGACUUAUGCAACAGUGUCUACUUUUGCAAUUUCCAGUUUAGUUUAUUUUCCAGUUCUAAUUUUUGGGCGCAGGACGCCAGCUAUUCACAUAACAAUACAGUUUCGGUAACUCAUCUAUAUAUUCGAUAUUUAACUAACUGUUGGUUUAAUGUCUGUUUGUAGAGAAUGGUGUAACCUAAAUUAUAUUGUAGCUUCUCUAACCGGUAACCGAAUUGUGAAGUAAGUUAGUGGGUUCUUAAUAUGGGCUCUAUAAGGUGGACUAUACUAAUAUCCCCUAUUUGGUUUACUAAAACGAAAAAGAAUGACUACAUAAACUUAUAUUUAUAUACCUUCCUCCAACAUAGUAUAGAAUCAAAAAUUCUUUUAUUGCAAUAUCCGUUUUAGGCAUUCUGUAUCAAAAAUACCAUACGUAUAGAUUUAUAUUACUGUUAUAGCCACCCAUGUAUCUAAAUAAGUUUACUUAAUCUAACGUGUCUAAAUAAGUAAACUUAAUCUAAUGUGUUACAAUAUAUUCAAGAUUUAUUGUUUAAUUUGGACAGAAAUUUUAUUGUUCCAUAUAUACCAGACGAUCUCAACUUGCUUCGCAAGCGAAAAGUAUAUACUCUUCCCUCCGCAUACUGAAUGCAAUAAAUUUCGGAAAAUAGAAUAUGUUAAGUCUAAUAUUACGAUGCCCUAUAGUUGGUAUCCUAUAUAUAUGUUAAUAACUCGGAGUAAAAAGCAAAAAGAUCAAACUCUUUCAACUUACAAAUUCCUCAUGAGCUCUAUCAUGUUUUUCUCUGAAUUUGAGCUCCCUCUCAAAAAUCCUGUAGUCAGAGUGAAGGUAAUCAGUAAAUGGAAGGAUGCUUCUGCAAUAAUCCGUGGGGAAACUCAAAUGCUCAUGGGUGAUGAAAAAGUAUGAUUGAUAUUAUUACCGUUUAUAUUGUAUAAUUUUUGUGGUCGUUUUUCUAAGUGUUAAUUUUAUGUUUGUAUACAGGGUAACACGGUUCUAGGAACUAUUGUCGAUGAAAUAAUGAUCAGAAAUGAAUGCAUCAUGUUUGAAGGAGAAUGGUAUGAGAUCCAUGGUUUCAAACUAAUGUAUAAUUUCCGCCGGUUUAGGGUUACUACAAAUCGCUUCCAUGUUUUUACUGGUGAGAAUACUAUUAUUAAUAACGUCCCAGCAAGAACUGAUUGCAACUAUUAUGGUUUUAAAGAAUUUAAAACCAUAUUGAGAGGCCUUGCCCAUCCUAUGUACUCUGUAGGUAUGUUGUUUUUAAAAGUUUAAACGUCAAAUUUCCUUAUGUUAAUAAUAUUUCUUUGACACUUUCAUAUGUAUAUUUAUGUUUUACAUUGUGUUAUCCUAUAUCACUUAUCUUUACUCUAUUCAAUAGACGUCUACGGAGCUAUGGUGAGUGUUGGUGAUCUAGAACAUUUUGGAGCCCCUGGAGGGCCAAUGAUACCGAAAAUGCGUUUUAGCUUGGUCAAUCCUGGGUGAGUUCAAGUGUUACUUUAAUCCGUUGUUUAUGACACAAUACAUUUACUAUUUUCCUAAGAUGAUAUGACUCUUAACAUUACAGGUAUAAACAUCUAAACUGUGUUGCAUAUGGAAGGAACGCUGUUGAGAUUGAUGCUUACUGGAAUUAUACAAGAGCAAAUGUUGUUUUGUGUGUCUUGAGUUUUUGGCAAAUCGAAAGGCUCCAAGGUAUAAAUUUUGUUUUAAACCUGUAAAAUUUAUACUUAAUUUAUACGCUGUAAAAUUGGUUCUUAAAUUAUACGUGUUUACCAAAAUAUUUUUUUAUAUUUCAUUAGGUCGAUUGACAUUCAUCACGAACAUUGAAGGAUGUUCGAGGAUUGAAUUCGAACUCAAUAUUCCGGAGAUUAUAGCUUUUCGUCAGCUGUAAGAGCAUUAAUAUAUUUACAAAACACGAUUUUGUUCAUAUCAUUAAAGAUCUCUACUGUUUGUUAAAAAAAAUUGUCCUUUUUUAUCAGGAUUCCACCAAAUGCUUAUUGAUGUCUUGCAACAAGCAUUCGAAGGGAUAAUGAGGAGGACGUAUGGUGUUACAUUUUAUCGCUUUCAGUUUUUUUCUUUCAGUUUUUGAUUUUGCUUUACAAUGUUCCUGGCUUUUAUAACAUAAGAUAAAUUUAUUUCAUAUCUAUUUUUACAAUGCUAAAUGAUAGUUAAUUUUUCACAAGUGCGUUCUUUACUGGGUUGUAUAAUUAAUUAUCUCACUAUUGUGUCAAUAAAGUUGAUGCUAACCGUAUUAGUAGACGUCCUAUUGUCGGAAACAAUACCCUUGGUUCCCACCUCUUCAAUCUUUCUCUGCAAUGUGAAACUCUUAUUCAAUAUAAACUAAAAUAUAUCGUCAACUCAAAUACAUUUAAGGAUAAUUCACAAAGUUUGGCUUUGCUUGAUUGUUUAAGUAUACUCAUAUCAAGCAAAGAAUUUUUAAUACUAAUCAUAAAAAUUUUAUUUCAAUCAAGCAAACAAUCAUUAAAUUUUAACAUUUUUAUCAAGCAUUUGAAUUCAAAUAGAUACUCCUAAAUAGAAUUUAGCUUUGUUGAAAUCAAAUAGGUAAACGAUGGAAUUAGGUUUUCUGUGAAAGCUAUGUCAGAUUUCAACCUAUAUUCGAGACCCGAUUGAAAAAUAAAUAACGAAACAAAUGAAACUCCUUGCAAUUGAGAAUUGAUUUUACAGAUCUCAAAAUAUUAUCAAAUUGACUAACCUUAUAGCUUCUCUUUUUCUGAAUCGAUUGUUUACUCUGUGGAAGACCAGUAACCUUCGAUUGGUAUUAUUGAUUAGGUUUGGAACGUGAAUACGUAUUGCACAGAGAGAGAAAUCAGAAGAUCGGUUUGAAAUGUUCUGAGACGGUGAUAAACGAAACAGUCGAUUCGGGAACGGCAAAUAUGGGAAAAAUUAAAAAUAAUUGGGAAACAAUAUAUCUGCAAUUUGUGUUAAGACAAUGACUUGCUUUUGCCCUCAAAUAUUGGACAAUCAUAAUUAAGGAACAAAUAUAAUCGGGCCUUUCAAUUUAUUUGUUUAUUAUUAUGGCCCAUUAUAUUUAUUCAACUAAUCUAUUAUGUUAUAUAUGUUACGACAAUAUAAUUUACAUAAAUGUUGUGAAAAAUAUUUUUUUUAAUUCCAAGUUCUAUUAAGUUGUGUUAAAGUCUUUAAAAUAAUCAAAUAUAAAUCUUUUAAUAAGAUUAGCUACCAAAAAAAAUGGUAUGGUAUUUUAUUUGUCUUACUAAAAAUAUAUCACAUACUCGGUAAUAAACAAAAAUAUUUAUAGAAAGAUCAUUAUUGAUCGUAAAUACAAUUUAAUCCUCCAAUAUCUAUAAAUACUUAUAUAACGAAAAAAUAAAAACCCUAUAUCUCUUAAUAAAAACCUCACCACAUAUCAGUUUUAUUCAUCUUAUAAUCUAAUUUUUUAAAAUUUUUAAAAAAUCUCACCCCGCGCAAGGCGCGGGUCUAAUCCUAGUAUUUUAGGAUUAGGAAAAGUAUAAUUGCAUACCAAACACCAACAUGAAAACAAUGCAUAUUUUUGCACCAAAUUUUUUUGUCUAAUUAGAAGAGAUGUGUUCUAUAGCAGAGACCUACGUACCUUGUUUUUAGAAGGCUCAGUGACUUGUAAUACUGCUCAUCUUUAGGUACCUGCAGGAAGAAAACAGCUUCAACAUGGUCAUGAAUUCAAACAACAAAAGCGUGAACAACAUCAAAGCAAGGCAAGCUUACUCAACAACUAUAAAUAACAUCAAAGCAAGGCAAAAGCUUAACCUCAGAUAGAACAAGACAAGCUUACACAAAAACAUACAAACAAUAACCAGAAACAUAACAAAAUUAGCUUACACAUUAAAAACAAUCUCCAUGUUGUGGAGCUUAUUUUCAAUGCUCAUCAACAUCAUCUCCUGACAGUUCCUUCCAUCCAUUAGGACCCACGUGGUACACUGAUCCAUAUGACAAGAGAAGAGUAAUACUCCCUCCGUUUUUUAAUGAUAGACUUUUUUUAAAAAAAAAAUUGCUUCAAAAAAAUGUAUUUUUGUGUUUUUUAUGAAAAAAUUGUAAACUUCAAGAAAAUUAAUUGAAUUUAUUG
Molecule: messenger RNA, 5380 nt
Organism: Brassica napus (rape)
Lineage: Eukaryota; Viridiplantae; Streptophyta; Magnoliopsida; Brassicales; Brassicaceae
Product: ATP-dependent DNA helicase PIF1-like
Exons: 1
Source: RefSeq, a predicted model, not a curated record